AGCCGGAGGCGGCGGCGGGGCCGAGGCCACCGGGUGCCACCAGCUCCGACCGCGCUCCGGGACCCCCCGGCACCGGCACCGGCACGGGCGGAGGAUGGAGGCCAGGGAGGAGAAACGGCACCUGCUCGACGAGGCCGCCGGCGGGCGUCUCCCGGGAGCCUCCGGCGCGGUGAAAGCCGAGGGUCAUCCCGGGGCGCCGCUGUCCCCCGACGGCCCCUCUGCCCCGCGCAGCUCCUGCCCGGGGGUGUCGCGGACGCCGGGGCAGGACCGGGCGCCCCAGCCCGCGGCCGUGGAGCUGGGUCCCCGCGGCGGCCGCCACCACUGCCACGCGCCGCCGGCCGCCGGCAGCCACCGCGACGAGCAGCGGGCCCGGGCCAAGCUCUGCGCCGCCGCCGCCAUCUGCCUCGUCUUCAUGGUGGGGGAGGCCGUGGGCGGCUACCUGGCGCGCAGCCUGGCCAUCCUGACGGACGCCGCCCACCUCCUCACGGACUUCGCCGGCGUCCUGAUCAGCCUCUUCGCCCUCUGCGUGUCCGCGCGCCCCGCCACCAAAACCAUGAACUUCGGCUGGCACCGGGCAGAGAUCCUGGGGGCCCUGCUCUCCGUGCUGUCCAUCUGGGUGGUGACGGGCGUCCUGGUCUACCUGGCGGCGCAGCGCCUGCUCUCGGGCGACUACGACCUCGACGGCACAGCCAUGCUGGUCACCUCGGCCUGCGCCGUGGCCGUCAACGUGGUGAUGGGGCUGGCCCUGCACCAGCCCCACGGCCACGGCCACGGCCGCGAGCAGCCCAACGCCAGCGUGCGCGCCGCCUUCGUCCACGUCGUCGGCGACCUGCUGCAGAGCGUCGGCGUCCUCGUCGCCUCCUACGUCGUCUUCUUCAAGCCCGAGUACAAAUUCGUGGAUCCCAUCUGCACCUUCCUCUUCUCCGUGCUGGUGCUGGGGACGACGCUGAGCAUCCUGCGCGACGUGCUGCUCGUGCUGAUGGAGGGCACCCCCCGCGGCAUGGACUUCAACGCCGUGCGGGAGACGCUGCUGGCGGUGGGCGGCGUGCGGGCGCUGCACAGCCUGCACAUCUGGGCGCUGACGGCCUCGCGCCCGCUGCUCUCCGUGCACGUCGCCAUCAACGAGGACGCCAGCGCCCGGGAGGUGCUGGAGGAGGCCGGCCGCCGGCUGCGGGGCGCCUUCGGCUUCCACGCCACCACCAUCCAGGUGGAGCGUUACUGCGAGGACAUGCGGGACUGCCGCGAGUGCCAGAGCCCCGGCGACUGAGCGGCCCCCGUGCCGGCGGUGGAGCAACGUCACCCUGCCUUUCCCCCCCGCCCCGAGUAUCAUUUAACCCUGGGGAAAUAAAUCAGAGCAAGUCACUCCGCGGCGGGCCGGGGCGACGCUG
This is a messenger RNA of Dromaius novaehollandiae (emu), 1388 nucleotides long. RefSeq names its product solute carrier family 30 member 2 (gene SLC30A2). The coding region runs from base 95 to 1267 and encodes 390 amino acids. The transcript has 8 exons. Lineage: Eukaryota; Metazoa; Chordata; Aves; Casuariiformes; Dromaiidae. The record is from RefSeq and is a predicted model, not a curated record. Gene Ontology annotation, molecular function: zinc ion transmembrane transporter activity. Gene Ontology annotation, biological process: response to zinc ion; zinc ion transmembrane transport. Gene Ontology annotation, cellular component: plasma membrane.